CUCCUCCCCCCCCCACACCCAGUGGGAGCGGUCGCUGCCUUCGGAGUGCGGAGGAGAAUGGUUUGCGCCGCAGGGUUGCCAUGGUGACAGAGGGACGCCGAGCGAGGCAAGGUAUAAUGAGCCCUCGCAGGAGGCUUCCCCCGCCUGGCGCCUCCUGGGGGCUCGCGCAAGCGCUCAGGAAUUAGUUUAUAUUUUGCACUGGAAACAUGGCAGCCUUGCAUACUUCACCCAUGAACCCAUUCCAAGAAUUUAUGGGGUUAUUGCCCCUGCAACAAGCAAAGGAGACUGAGAAGUUGGACAUGCAGCAGAGCCUAAAUGAGAAACCUUCAUUGUGCCCAAUUGGCAGUAUGCAGAAAGUGAACCAGAAAAUUGCACAUUUGCGACUGGAGCUGGAAAAAUUCCACACUGAUGACCUGGUGAUUGAGGACUUGGAAUCAUUAAAGAGAGACUCUGGACAGAAGAGCUUCAGAAGAGAGAAAAAGCACUUCAAGACAUCCAGGGACAGAGACAGAGAUAGGAAGGAGAUAUGCCACUUUGCACAAAAGUAUGAGCACUCUAUGCAUGCGUCAGACUUGGACCCACUCUCUCAGCCCAAGCUCACCUACAAGAAGCCUCAGAAUACAUCAGAAAAGAACAAGCUAGUGGAACUGUAUCAAUACCCAGGGUACAACGAGCAUGAGCCAACACCGCUGCCUAAUGGGACGGAGCUGGCUGAAGUCAUAGAGAAGGUGGUGUGUGCCCAGAGAAAGUCAGCAAGUGGGAAGACUCCUUUUCCUUCAAAGAUGCUGCAGAAGUUUCUCACAACUCCAGUCUCCCAGGCUAUCCUGUUGGACAGCUUCUGGUGGUUUUUUCUCCACUUAUAUCAGCCAAAUAGAGAGAUUCAGGGACGGCUGUUUGAUCGCAUUGCAAAGAAUUAUGCCGCCCUCCUGUUUGACUGCCACAGGUUCCGCUACCAGAAUGCUCUUAUUAAAGUUUUCCCUUCAUUGCUGAGCCAAACCUUGUACACCUGCUUCUGCUCCAGCUUUCCAAGAUCCUGGUUCAAUACACAUGAGUUCAAGUCCCAGCUCUGCAAUGUGCUGUCAGAGUGGAUGGCAGGGACACUGCCUGUCCCAGGGAGCUACAGUAACUGGGACUACUCCCAUCUGGAACCAGAGAGAUUUAGGAGGGAAGACUUGCUGUCAACAAAGGGAAAGCAGAGGAGAGAAUCCUGUGUCCCCUUUGCUUCCUCAAAGGCUUCUGGCAACCCAGAAAAGACUCCUCAGCCAUCCAUUCAACCAUACAAGAAAUCCAUGUCUUUGGGCCAAACUGUCAACAAGUACCAACCUGAUCAAACAAGUGUGGACCUUGACUCCAAGGAAGUUGUACAUGCAUCUAUGUCCUUGAAAGGCAUCAAUCCUCAUACCAUGCCACAUGAUCUGCAGCCUGAAAAGGAUGACUUGAAAAGUACUUGGAAGCAGCCCCAACACACAUUUGAAACAAGGCGGCUAAAGAUCGCCCCCUUUCAUAGAGAGUCACACCCAGCUUGUCAGGGCCCUGACUUCACUUGGCAUCUCUUUAACAUCAAUGGACACAGCCCACUAAUUCAGCACUUCCUCCAGAGCUAUAAUGUUGAACCACAGUCUGGACAAGACAUCUUGAUUCACAGGAGGGAGAUCUGCAAGCCUAUACCUACGGAGUCCACCCCAACCUAUGCAGAUGUGAUCCGACAAAGUUUCAAUAAUAUUCGCCAUCUGGACAAUGCCUUCAAAAGAGUGCACCAGCGACACUGCAGAGAAAUGAAGGAUUUUGACCAGCACCAGUGGAAGGAGAAGCAAGAAUUCCUCAGAAAAGAGAAGCAAUUGCUGUCAGAGAAAGGAGAGAUGAAGAAGCUGAACCAAUUGCUGACCCCUCGCCUGGAUGUACUCUUCAGUUCUGACAAGACUUGAAGUGUAUUUUGGGCAGCCCACCCGAGAGCUUUCUCCACCAAUUAGGAACAGACAAACCUGAAAAAAAUAUGAAGAAUCAGUUCACAGAAGUACUCUGAGUUUAAAAGUUUGAUUGAUUUCUAACCUCAUUGAUCUGUAAAACUGGGCUGGAAAAAUCUCAUAACAUUGCAAGAAUGGAAGUAAUAUAUGAGAAUGAAAAGUCACCUGAAUAUUUUUUUUAA
Molecule: messenger RNA, 2146 nt
Organism: Mauremys mutica (yellowpond turtle)
Lineage: Eukaryota; Metazoa; Chordata; Testudines; Geoemydidae
Gene: FAM227A
Product: family with sequence similarity 227 member A
Exons: 16
Coding region: 207-1925 (572 amino acids)
Source: RefSeq, a predicted model, not a curated record